Molecule: messenger RNA, 3934 nt
Organism: Drosophila miranda
Lineage: Eukaryota; Metazoa; Arthropoda; Insecta; Diptera; Drosophilidae
Product: diuretic hormone receptor
Biological process (GO): cell surface receptor signaling pathway; adenylate cyclase-modulating G protein-coupled receptor signaling pathway
Cellular component (GO): plasma membrane
Molecular function (GO): G protein-coupled peptide receptor activity; peptide hormone binding; diuretic hormone receptor activity
Source: RefSeq, a predicted model, not a curated record
UUCUUCUGGGAAAUUCCAAAGUUGAAAAAGGAUAGCAAAAAAUAUUUUCAAAAUCAUAUUGUUUGAAAAAUACUCGAAACAAAACGAAUCUUUUAAAGACUUUAAAGGCUUUAUAAAAAAAGAAUUUACCAAAGAAAAAUGUCAUAAAGUCAAUGGCCGCAUAAAGGGCUUAUAGUUAUUGUGCAAGUGCGAGUGUGACUAUAACAAAUAAUCCUGGAUAAAAAUGCGAGUGCAAAUGCCAAAACCAUAAAGUUCUCUGCUCUGUGUGUGUGGGGUGUGUGUCUGUCCAUCCACAACCAAGGCAACUAGACAAACAAACGCACAGACACAGGCACAGACUGGUGUAAGCGGAGACCCACACACCCGCGCGUACCCCUCGCACAGAUACUCGUACGAAAGCAGCUCAAACAUCAUCAUUUGGCAGCUCAGAAGGCGUUAAACACAUUUAAGCCGGGUCAAGUAAGUGGCUGUCCUGGCCCAAGGGACAAAGGACUGCCGCUCUCACUCUGUGGUCAGUGGAAAAAUCCCCGUUAAACUCGGCAAUCUGCAAGUGUAAAAUAUAAGAAAAAGGAAAUCCCAAAGGAUACAAAGGAACCCAACGCCCGUUCGGAGAAAAAGGAGGAUUCGGGUCCAAACAAUGUGGUUUCAGGGCAGCUACAGAAUGGUGGUGCAGAGAGUGUGAUUGUGAGUGCUGGAACCCUGGAGUGAGUGACCACAAGUACAUGGAGGCGGCAGUCGCCGCCAAUGGCAGCAGCGGAAUCGAUCCGCUGUUAAUGCUGUCCAAUUUGGACGGAAUCGAGGUGAGCGUGGAGCUGCAGUGCCUGGUACAGGAGCACAUGGAUUCAACGACCUACGGCAAUGCCAGCGACCACUGCCUCACCCAGUUCGACUCGAUCCUGUGCUGGCCCCGAACGGCGCGCGGCACUCUGGCCGUGCUCCAGUGCAUGUACGAGCUGCAGGGGAUACACUACGACAGCAGCAAGAACGCCACCCGCUUCUGCCAUGCGAAUGGAACGUGGGAGAAGUACACCAACUACGAUGCCUGUGCCCAUCUACCAGCCUCCCACUCGGUGACGGAGUUCGAGGUCAUUGUGGAGCUGUCAACCAUCAUUUACUACAUCGGUUACGCCCUCAGCCUUGUGUCGCUCAGCCUCGCCCUGAUUGUCUUUGCCUACUUCAAAGAGCUGCGUUGCCUGCGCAACACCAUUUACGCCAAUUUGUUCUUCACGUACAUCAUGUCGGCUUUGUUCUGGAUACUGUUGCUAUCGGUGCAGAUCUCCAUUCGAAGCGGACAGGCAAGCUGCAUUGCCCUGUUCGCGCUCUUCCACUUCUUCACGCUGACGAACUUUUUCUGGAUGCUGGUGGAGGGCCUCUAUCUGUACAUGCUGGUGGUAAACACCUUCUCCGGCGACAACAUACGCUUCAACAUCUACGCCUCCAUCGGAUGGGGUGGUCCUGCCCUGCUUGUCAUUACCUGGCUGGUGGCCAAGAGUCUGACUGUCAUCUACAACAGCUCCGAGAAGUAUGACAUCAAUUGUCCCUGGAUGGAGGAGACGAAUGUGGAUUGGAUAUUCCAGGGACCCGUCUGUGCAGUGCUGCUCAUCAAUUUAACCUUCCUGCUGCGCAUCAUGUGGGUGCUCAUCACCAAGCUGCGCUCGGCCAAUACCGUGGAGACGCGCCAGUAUAGGAAGGCGGCCAAGGCGCUGCUGGUGCUCAUCCCCCUCUUUGGUAUCACCUACCUGGUGGUGCUGGCCGGGCCGUCGGAGGUCGGCCUCAUGGGUCACAUGUUCGCCGUUCUACGUGCUGUUCUACUAAGUACACAGGGCUUCUCCGUAUCGCUGUUCUACUGUUUCCUCAACUCGGAGGUGCGCAAUGCCCUGCGACACCACAUAUCCACGUGGCGCACGCGUGACAUUCAGCAGAGCCAGAACCGACGGUACACCAUGAAAAGUUUCUCCAAAGGCGGCAGCUCGCCGCGGGCUGAGAGCAUGCGGCCUCUGACCAGCUACUACGGACGCGGCAAGCGGGAGUCCUGUGUAAGCUCGGCCACCACCACGACACUGGUGGGGCAGCAUCCCCCCUUCCUCGCCCUGCACCGGGGCUCCAAAAACGCCCUGCACACUGGAGGCGGCAAUACCACAGGCUCAGGCAGUACACUCAGUGUUAUGCCCCGUGCAAUCAGUCCUCUGAUGAAGUUGCAGCAAGGGCUCGAGGAGAACUCCGUUUAGAGAAAACUCCCCAGAGAAGAUUUUAGCAAGGCAAGUGCAUCUUAAGAGACUGAACUUUCAUUGAAUUCCAUUUCCGAACGGAGAUCUGCGAGUGCGAUGAGGUAGUACUAGAUAUUAGCGUGAAUGGCGACGAUGGAAGGAAGGAGACCAGGUACCAGGCCCAGCCAAAGCCACAGCCCCCAAGCCACAGCAGAGAAGCAAAACCAAGUUAAAUGUCGUCUAGGCGAACCACUUACCAACCAACCCCCCCACCUACACCUACACCUGAACAUAUACAAACAAUACAUGAGUUACAUACAUAGUACUCGUUUAGCCAAUACUAUUUUGUGUGUACAAUAUAUUCAAACUGUAGCUGUUGAUGUGUAAAGUGCCCUGUAGCUUUGGGGAAAUUCACUCGGGGAAUAGGAUAGCUUCUCGGCAGACUAAAAUUCAGGUACAACUGUGCGUCCUAACAGCACUGGGGGUGGAAGAAAAAGAAAAAUAAACGCGCCACCUAUAGGUCAAAGAUCGUAUCUGAGGAAAGAGUAAUGGAAGUUGACAGUUGAAGGGUCGAGCAGAGAAAGUAGGGUCCGAGUGUCGAGGCAGAAUGGUAUUCGCUCUUUUUCGUCUUGGACACUGAGCCAACUGGUAGCUUCUAGCGAAGCUCAGGAAGUAGGUACGUUGAUCAACCUAGCGGUUUGAAGUGAAGUGUGAAGAGUAAAGGAACAUUUUUGCUUAGAAAGCUUAGAGAGCUUGCUAGAAAGAGAAAGAAAAGCAGUCAGCAAAAAAAUUCCACUGCUAAAUUGGGGCAGAUCCGCGGGUAAGUGGAGGAGAGCUUUGCAGCGCCGCAGCAGUACAUGUAUUCAAGCAGUCGGAACUUUUGCUACCCCUUUGGUUUGGCACCCCAGCCUCAGUUAAAUCUCAAGGCAAAGAGCACCGCUUCAACAUAAAUCCACCUGGCAAGGGGAAGGCACAGCAGAGGGGAACCGUAAACAAGGGGAACCUAGAGCGCAGCAGAGGCGAUAAUAAUUCGGCUAAGGCUGGCCUACCCGAAUCUCAGUUUAAUCUCAAGGCAAAAGAGCACCGCUUCAACAUAAAUGCACCUGGCAAGGGGAAUGCAAAGCAAAGGGGAACCAUAAACAAGGGGAAGCUAGAGCGAAGCAGAGACGAGAAUAAUUCGACCAAGGCUGGCCUAACUAGCUGAAGAAAGAGACAUUUGCCGUUGGGAAGCAGCACGUCGUGUAUCGCGAGCAGAUCAAAAGAAAACGAAAACCAAUUUUCGAUCAAACUUUUUUUGUUAACGGAAGAACCCUUCGUCUCAGUGCCGCAGUGUCAUAGAACUCCAGUGGUUGAACCGAAACCGAAAAGCGAGUUAACGGAAAGGUAGCGGGAUCGGCUCAAAUUUUCGGUCGAACGCAGAAGGAGAGAGAGUGCGAGUGGACGGGAAAGGAGAAAAGAAUAGGAAGAGGAAGUAGAGCAAAUGAGUAAAAUAAUGAAUUUAUAUUAAGCUAAAGAUAAAAAAAAAACAUACCUAUUAAUUCCACUGCAAAGGGGUAAGGGGGAUUUCGUUGUGCUCUCCUAGGGCGAGUGUGAGUGCAAGUGCCAGUUUACACAUACAGGUACAACAAAAAAAAUAAAUAAAUAAAAAACUCUUGAUCACUCACGAAGAUUUAUCAGCUGGCAUCGAGAAAGCGCUUUCGCCGAUGGACCGCAACACUACAAAAGAA